GCCCUCCCCCGGGCGGCGGUGCCCCCUGGCACCUUCGGAAUGUCCUCAGUGACUCUGUGGAGAGUUCGGAUGAUGAAUUCUUUGAUGCUAGAGAGGAGGUGGCUGAAGGAAAGAAUGCCAUCCUCAUUGGGAUGAGUCAGUGGAAUUCAAAUGACCUGGUGGAACAGAUCGAGACCAUGGGGAAACUGGGCGAGCAUCAAGGAGAAGGGACCACGCCGUGUACAUCCAGCAUCCUCCAGGAGAAGCAGCGAGAACUGUACCGGGUUUCCUUGAGAAGACAGAAGUUCCCAGCCCAGGGAAGCAUCGAGAUCCAUGACGACAGUGAGGAAGGCUGCCCGCAGCGCUCCUGCAAGACACAUGUCCUCCUGCUGGUGCUGCAUGGUGGGAACAUCCUGGACACGGGCUCAGGGGAUCCAUCCUGCAAGGUGGCUGACAUCCACACCUUCAGCUCCGUGCUGGAGAAGGUCACGCGUGCCCACUUCCCUGCUGCCCUGGGCCACAUCCUCGUCAAGUUCGUCCCUUGUCCUGCCAUCUGCUCUGAGGCUUUCUCGCUCGUCUCUAACCUGAACCCCUACAGCCAUGACGAGGGCUGCCUCAGCACCAGCCAGGACCACGUCCCUCUGGCCGCCCUGCCUCUGCUGGCCAUCUCCUCCCCGCAGUACCAGGAUGCGGUCGCCACCGUCAUUGAGCGAGCCAACCAGGUGUAUGGGGAGUUCCUCAAGUCCUCGGAUGGGAUUGGCUUCAGCGGGCAGGUGUGUCUCAUCGGGGACUGUGUGGGUGGCCUCCUGGCCUUUGACGCCAUCUGCUACAGUGCGGGACCCUCAGGGGACAGCCCGGGCAGCAGCAGCCGGAAGGGGAGCAUCAGCAGCACCCAGGAUACCCCAAUUGUGGUGGAGGAAGACUGCAGUCUGGCUGGCAGCAAGCGUCUCAGCAAAAGCAACAUUGACAUCUCCAGCGGCUUGGAGGAUGAGGAGCCCAAGAGGCCGUUGCCGCGGAAACAGAGCGACUCCUCCACCUAUGACUGCGAGGCCAUCACCCAGCACCAUGCCUUCCUCUCAAGCAUCCAUGCCAGCGUGCUGAAGGAUGAGGCCGAGCUCCCUGUGGCCAGGGCGCCCCAGCUUCCGGAGGUCAACCUGGGCCGCUUCGACUUCGAUGUGUCUGACUUCUUCCUCUUUGGCUCACCACUGGGCCUGGUCCUGGCCAUGCGGAGGACAGUGCUGCCCGGGCUGGACGGUUUCCAGGUGCGUCCUGCCUGCAGCCAGGUCUACAGCCUCUUCCACUGUGCGGACCCCUCUGCUUCACGGCUCGAGCCGCUGCUGGAUCCCAAGUUCCACCUGGUGCCUCCCGUCAGUGUGCCCCGCUACCAAAGGUUCCCACUGGGUGACGGACAGUCCCUCCUCCUUGCUGAUGCCCUGCACACCCACAGCCCCCUCUUCCUGGAGGGCAGCUCCCAGGACAGCCCACCCCUUCUGGAUGCUCCAGCCUCGCCCCCUCCAGCCCCAAGGUCCCAGCAGCCCGGAAGAAGGCUGAGCGAGGACAGCUCCCACAGUGGGAGCUCAGGGUCCUUGGACAGCCUGGCCCCCACGGGCACCUCCCGCAUCACGGCCAAGUGGUGGGGUACCAAGCGGAUCGACUAUGCCCUGUACUGCCCCGAUGUCCUCACAGCCUUCCCCACCGUGGCCCUGCCCCACCUCUUCCACGCCAGCUACUGGGAGUCCACCGACGUGGUUGCCUUCAUCCUGAGACAGGUGAUGCGCUACGAGAGUGUGAGCGUCAAGGAGAGUGCUGGCUUGGAUCCUGCGGCACUGAGUCCUGCUAAUCCCCGGGAGAAGUGGCUUCGUAAACGGACCCAGGUCAAGCUGCGGAACGUCACCGCUAACCACCGGGCCAAUGACGUGAUUGCUGCUGAAGGUGGCCCCCAGGUCCUGGUGGGGCGGUUCAUGUAUGGGCCUCUGGACAUGGUGGCUCUGACUGGAGAGAAGGUGGACAUCCUGGUGAUGGCAGAGCCAUCCUCGGGCCGCUGGGUCCACCUGGACACAGAGAUCACCAACAGCAGUGGUCGAAUCACAUACAACGUGCCGCGGCCCCGGCGUUUGGGGGUCGGUGUCUACCCUGUGAAAAUGGUUGUCAGGGGCGACCAGACCUGUGCAAUGAGCUACCUCACGGUGCUGCCCCGGGGCAUGGAGUGUGUUGUGUUCAGCAUUGAUGGGUCCUUCGCAGCCAGCGUGUCCAUCAUGGGAAGUGAUCCCAAGGUCCGGCCAGGAGCAGUGGAUGUUGUCCGGCACUGGCAGGACCUGGGCUACAUGAUCCUUUACAUCACGGGGCGCCCGGACAUGCAGAAGCAGCGGGUGGUGUCGUGGCUGUCCCAGCACAACUUCCCACAGGGCAUGAUCUUCUUCUCGGAUGGGCUGGUGCAUGACCCGCUGCGGCAGAAGGCCCUCUUCCUCCGCAACCUCAUGCAGGAGUGCUUCAUCAAAAUCAGUGCUGCCUACGGCUCCACGAAGGACAUCUCAGUCUACAGCGUGCUGGGCCUGCCUGCCUCCCAGAUCUUCAUUGUGGGCCGGCCCACCAAGAAGUAUCAAACCCAGUGCCAGUUCCUGAGCGAGGGCUACGCCGCGCACCUGGCGGCGCUGGAGGCCACCCACCGCUCGCGCCCCAAGAAGAACAACGCGCGCUUGAUCCUGCGCAAGGGCAGCUUCGGGCUGCACGCGCAGCCGGAGUUCCUGCGGAAGCGCAACCACCUGCGCAGGACCAUGUCUGUGCAGCAGCCCGACCCGCCCGCCGCCAACCCCAAGCCCGAGCGGGCCCAGAGCCAGCCCGAGUCCGACAAGGACCACGAGCGGCCGCUGCCCGCGCUCAGCUGGGCGCGUGGGCCCCCCAAGUUCGAGUCGGUGCCCUGAGGGGCGGGCUGUGCUCAGAGCGGGGGGCG
Galeopterus variegatus (Sunda flying lemur) is the source of this 2929-nucleotide messenger RNA. RefSeq names its product PITPNM family member 3 (gene PITPNM3). Bases 132 to 2900 code for a protein of 922 amino acids. Gene Ontology annotation, molecular function: phosphatidylinositol binding; phosphatidylcholine binding; phosphatidylinositol transfer activity. NCBI's taxonomy places the organism in Eukaryota, Metazoa, Chordata, Mammalia, Dermoptera, Cynocephalidae. The record is from RefSeq and is a predicted model, not a curated record. Gene Ontology annotation, biological process: phospholipid transport. The transcript has 19 exons. Gene Ontology annotation, cellular component: cytoplasm.